This is a messenger RNA of Mycena citricolor, 2181 nucleotides long. Lineage: Eukaryota; Fungi; Basidiomycota; Agaricomycetes; Agaricales; Mycenaceae. The record is from the annotation of a GenBank genome assembly.
AUGCCAAAAGUAAUUGAAGAGAGACUCGAAAAACGAGUCCGAAAAUUCAUCUGGGCCGAGAAAGACAAGGUCACAAUUAACCGAGAGACAGUAUACGCUCCAGCCGAGAUGGGCGGGAGAGACCUGCUAGACAUUGUAGCCAGGAACGAAGCUAUUGCCAUUAUGUGGCUGAAGACGUACCUGAGCAUUGGCGACGAGAGACCACUCUGGUGCUUUGUUGCAGAUGAGAUCCUUGCAAACAAGAUGGCAUCCGACGGAAGCAAUGUUGAACUCUCAGUGAGACUGAACUCAUAUCUUCAAGACUGGAAGCAUAAAGUGUCAGCCAAAGAGAUUGGAAAGGAUCUUGCCAAGAUGACUAGCGUCGGGAAAAAGCACGGUGUAGCAGCAGACGCAAUAGCCGUGUCGCGAGAGAUACAGGGCCAGAUGAUAAUCUGGCACCACACAAAAUCGAACGCAGAACAUGGAAUGUGGAAAUACAAGAAAGAUACUAUCAAGUGCCUCAAGGAGAAACAUAAAAUGAAGACUGUCAAAGAUGCAGUCCAGCUCGAACGGAAGAUGCGGACUAACCGUCAUGUCGCCUCAAAGCGAUGCAGGUGCAAUGCGUGUACCGAAGUCAGAGAAUCCACCGGAUGUACCAGCCCACAUGUAUGCUACAGGAAGGCCGGUGAGAUGCUGGACACCCUAGACCCCAAAUGGGACCCUAGAAAAACCCAACCCGAAGACUAUGAACACAGAAUGACACCCGAAGUGAUCAACGUAAAUGGCGUCGAGACGCGAGAUAUAGACCAACGCAUAACAACGACAGGCUUGGUGGGCGAUAUCUUCAGAGUCUUUACGGACAACGAGAGGAACAUGGAUGCCGCAGCGCCAAAUCUAGAACCAGCUACAUCAAUUGAGGAAGAAACUACCGAACUGAUGACCUACACAGACGGCUCUGCAACAAACAAUGGCCGCGAAGGAGCUGAAGCCGGUGCGGGAAUAUACUUCAAUGAUAACGAUAACAUGAAUAGGGCAAUUAAGAUCCCCAACGAGUUCGGCCCAUCCAACCAGGUAGCAGAGAUGCUCGCAGUGAAGGAAACAAUUGACCUGUGCCCGCCCGGGCUCCUGCUACACAUCAAAACAGACUCGAUGUACACGAUAAAAGGACUCACCCAAAGCAUUCGGAAAUGGGAAGACCAAGGAUUCUUCCUCACCGCAAACGGAGACCUAGCAAAACUGACAAUCACUAAGAUAAGAGGAAGAUGUGCACGAACAAGACUCACCUGGGUUAAAGGACAUGCUGGGACGCAUGGUAAUGAGCAAGCAGACCGUCUAGCAGACGAAGGCCGCCGGAAGAAUGCUCCGGAUAUCAUCGAUACACGAAUCAAUGAGUCCCUUGUCCUUCCAGGAGCAAAGCUGAAGGCAAUGACGCAAUCGCUGGCAUAUAAGAUCAUCAGGAUAUCCAAAAUGAGAGAGGACCGAUACCAGGAUGCUCUAGACCAGAAAGCAACCACCCGUAAUAUUGAACUGGCAAAAGAAGCAACAGUACUCCUGGAACCAGAGCCAAGAGGCGCAGCAACCACUGCACAAAUAUGGUUAUCAACGAGACACCAAGACUUCUCCCGAAGCGUCAGAUAUUUCCUGUGGAUGCUAAUACAUGACGGCUAUAAAGUUGGAGACCACUGGCGUAAGAUACCAGGCCACGAAGAGAAGGCGUACUGCAAGCACUGCGGAGAGGUGAUCGAGAACAUGGAACACAUCCUGCUCAGAUGCGAGGCCGCCGGCCAGAGCCAGAUAUGGGAUCUUGCGAACGUGAUAUGGAAGAAGAAAACGGGGCUGCAUCUCGAGCUGAACAUCGGAAAGAUAAUGGCGUGUGGAGCAGUUACCCUAGGCAACGCCAGCCUGUCGCGGCUCUUCAGAAUAGUGGUAUCAGAGUCGGCGCACAUGAUAUGGAGAUUAAGGUGCGAACGAGUAAUCCAGGAGAAGGAUGAGGCCUCCAGACGCGAAAUCCAAAACAGGUGGCUACGCGCCAUAAACACACGACUGCUCAUCGAUUGCGUGAUGACGAACACUGCCAGAUACGGGCCAAAAGCAAUCAAACCUUCCCUGGUCAGGAAGACGUGGACAAAGACGAUACAAAACGAGGAGCAUCUCCCAGACGAUUGGACCAAGGGAGGCGGGGUUUUAGUGGGUGUCGGCUAA